Molecule: messenger RNA, 4429 nt
Organism: Sphaeramia orbicularis (orbiculate cardinalfish)
Lineage: Eukaryota; Metazoa; Chordata; Actinopteri; Kurtiformes; Apogonidae
Gene: cyb561
Product: cytochrome b561
Exons: 6
Coding region: 185-943 (252 amino acids)
Cellular component (GO): lysosomal membrane
Molecular function (GO): oxidoreductase activity
Source: RefSeq, a predicted model, not a curated record
UGGUCCUGCUGGUCCUUGUGUUACUAACCCACAGUGGGCUGGUUCAUGCUUCUUUACACUGUGGAUGUCACGUGGGUUGGGCUUGUUAAGGAGGACAUCCAAAACACACACCCACACCCACUCACACGCAUUUUCCCAGUGAAGGGGUGGAGGACUGCGUGUGUCCAGGACUUCCUCACAUAUCAUGGACGACUCGGGCCCGUACACCAGGCGCUCUGCGUUGCCGUGGCUGGUCGGGGCGUCACAGAUGGUGGGCGUGGCUUCGGUGGUGCUGACGGGCGUAUGGAUGGGCCACUUCAGGGGGGGGUUCGCCUGGGACGGUUCAGCGCAGGAGUUCAACCUGCACCCCCUCUGCAUGGUGUUGGGCCUGGUGUUCUUACAAGGAGACGCCAUCCUGGUGUAUCGAGUAUUUCGCAAUGAAGCCAAAAGGAACGUGAAGCUCCUCCACGGCAUCGUCCACCUGCUGGCACUCAUCAUUAGCAUCGUAGGUUUUGUAGCUGUGUUCGACUUCCACAGAUCAGCUAAGAUUCCAGACAUGUAUUCACUGCACAGCUGGUGUGGCAUGGCAACCCUCCUGUUAUUCAGUUUACAGUGGGUGAUGGGUUUGCUGUUCUUCCUGUUUCCUGUUGCGUCGGCAUGGUUACGUGCUGCGUACCUCCCCGUCCACGUGUUUGGGGGCGUGGUCCUGCUGGUUAUGGCCAUCGGAUGCAGCCUGUUGGGAAUCACCGAGAAACUGCUGUUCAGCAUCAUGCCCACUUACUCCUCGUUUACGUCCGAGGGGGUUCUGGCCAACGUCCUGGGUCUCCUACUGGUGGGUUUCGGCGUGGUGAUGGUUUACAUCAUCACCAAAGAAGAGUUCCGACGCCCUCCGAACCCAGAGGAGGAGGCUCUGACCGUCCACUUCAAGACCCUGACGGAGGGGGGGGCCCCGCCCACACCCUGACCGGCUCCUCCCACUCAGGGGUAAAACCACGUGGUCAGAACACAUGGGGGUGGGUUUGGUCCUGUGGUUCUGAUCUGAAGAAUUCUAAAUGACUCUUAAAGGUCCAAUGUGUAACAUUCAGGAGAAUCCAUUUAAAGACUGAAAAGGUCCAAGUGAUGAUGUCAUAACUGGUCCAAGUGAUGAUGUCAUAACUGGUCCAAGUGAUGAUGUCAUAACUGUCAAUCACCUGAACGUCAGCCUGUUUAGUCCUCUGAGGCUUAGACCAGGUCUAGACCCUUAUGAGGGUCCGUGUGGAACAUCUGAAUCUGUAGAAGGAAAACAUUACAGCUGAGUUUCUGUCCCGUGGUUUCGUAAAUAUGUGAGUGUGUGUUCCAGUGUGAUGUCACAGUUCAAACAGAUGACACGUACGUCUGAGAUCAAAUAUUCAUGAACGUUCCAAAUGUGUCCAUGAGUCUGUAGAUAAAAAAUACAUGUGAGUAAACGGUUGAAUGAGUUCAUAAAUGUACUGUGUGUAUUUGAUCACAAUAUGAAGGAAUUAGUUUAGACCAGAAUUCCAAACAGGGAAUCCAACUGGACCAGGAUCUGGACCAGGAUCUGGACCAGGAUCUGGACCAGUGGUCUUUCUCAGUCACAAACACAAACCAGCAGGACUGCUGUGGUCAGUCUGUCUGCCCUGCACAGACAGGACUUCUGCAGCAGAGGGUCCAUGGGUUCACACACUGACCAGGAGUCCAGGGUCCAGGGUCCAGAUCAGGGUCCUACAGGUGAACAUGACACUGGACUGAUGGACGGACUGGACCUGGUUUGGUUCUGGGACUUGGUCGGCCAUCUUGGACAGUGAUCCUGCCUGAUCUGGACCGGGUCUGGACCUGAUGUGGACCUGGUCUGGAUCUGGUCUGGAACCUGAACUCAUGGUCAGUCCCUCCAGGACACGACAUCAUUAAACCAAUUAGACGCUGACAAUCAGUCACAUGAUCUUCUGUCAUUAUGAGUUGAACUGUUUAAUUCAAUGGAAUGUUUCUGGAAUUUAAAUGUUGAAGGUUCAGUUUGUAAAAUGUUCCAGAGGUUUGAGUUUGAGCUGAUAAUGACCUUCAUAUAUAAGUUAACCCUAGUUAAUGUAAGUUAACCCUAGUUAGUGUUAAUAUAAGUUAACUCCAGUUACUGUUACUGUAAGUUAACCCUAGUUACUGUAAGUUAACCCGAGUUAAUGUAAGUUAAGUCUAAUUAUUGUACGUUAACCCUAGUUACUGUUAAAGGAAGUGAACUCUAGUUACUGUUAAUCUAAGUUAACCCUAGUUAGUGUAAGUUAACCCUAGUUAAUGUUAAUGUAAGUUAACCCUAGUUAAUGUAAGUUAACCCUAGUUACUGUUAAUGUAAGUUAACCCGAGUUAAUGUAAGUUAACCCUAGUUAAUGUAAGUUAACCCUAGUUACUGUUAAUGUAAGUUAACCCUAGGUGAUGUAAGUUAACCCUAGUUAAUGUAAGUUAACCCUAGUUAAUGUUAAUGUAAGUUAACCCUAGUUAAUGUAAGUUAACCCCAGUUACUGUUAAUGUAAGUUAACCCUAGUUAAUGUUAAUGUAAGUUAACCCUAGUUAAUGUAAGUUAACCCUAGUUAGUGUGAGUUAACCCGAGUUAAUGUAAGUUAACCCUAGUAAAUGUUAAUGUAAGUUAACCUAGUUAACAUAAGUUAACCCUAGUUAGUGUAAGUUAACCCGAGUUAAUGUAAGUUAACCCUAGUUAGUGUAAGUUAACCCGAGUUAAUGUAAGUUAACCUAGUUAAUGUUAAUGUCAGUUAACCCUAGUUACUGUUAAUGUAAGUUAACCCAAGUUAAUGUAAGUUAACCCUAGUUAAUGUAAGUUAACCCUAGUUAAUGUAAGUUAACCCUAGUUAGUGUAAGUUAACCCGAGUUAAUGUAAGUUAACCUGAGUUAAUGUUAAUGUAAGUUAACCCUAGUUAAUGUUAAUGUAAGUUAACCCUAGUUAGUGUAAGUUAACCCGAGUUAAUGUAAGUUAACCCUAGUUAAUGUUAAUGUAAGUUAACCCUAGUUACUGUUAAUGUAAGUUAACCCUAGUUAAUGUUAAUGUAAGUUAACCCAAGUUAGUGUAUGUUAACCCUAGUUAGUGUAAGUUAACCCUCCUUACUGUUAGUGUAAGUUAACCCUAGUUAAUGUAAGUUAACCCUAGUUAAAGUAAGUUAACCCUCGUUACUGUUAGUGUAAGUUAACCCUAGUCAGUGUAAGUUAACCCUAGUUAAUGUAAGUUAACCCUAGUUAGUGUAAGUUAACCCUAGUUAAUGUUAAUGUAAGUUAACCCGAGUUAGUGUAAGUUAACCCGAGUUAGUGUAAGUUAACCCGAGUUAGUGUAAGUUAACCCUAGUUAAUGUUAAUGUAAGUUAACCCGAGUUAGUGUAAGUUAACCCUAGUUAAUGUAAGUUAACCCUAGUUAAUGUUAAUGUAAGUUAACCCGAGUUAGUGUAAGUUAACCCUAGUUAAUGUAAGUUAACCCUAGUUAGUGUUCCCACUGUUCUUGAUCCUGUAAAUGCGAUAUGUUCAGUGCGUGUGAACAUUCUACUUCCUGUCUGUUCUAGUUUGUUUUUACUGUUUUUUUUCUCAGUUGAGAAGGUUCAGUGUUUCCUGUUUUUAAAGACGGUCAUAAUGUCUAUUAUAUGAAUGAACUACAACAGUAGUAGUAAAUUAAACAAACUAUGGCUCCAAAUUCAGUCAUUUACUCAAAAAACCCCAAAUCUUUUUCUUUUUUCAUUUAAAAAACAAACUUGACUUCGUGUUUAACUUAUAUAAUCUGUAUUUGUAGAACUAUUCAAACCAAAGUGACUGAUAUUCGGUCUUUAAAUCAGAUUAAUACAGUUUUAGUUACAGGAAGUAGUUUUUACCGACGAGUCAAACUGAUGAGGUUUCUGUCAUGAAAUGAGCAGUGACUGCUGUAGAAGAGCAGAGGGUGGAAACUAAACGGCUGAUUGGUCGACACAGAUAUGAGUGUGUACAGCUGAUUAACGUCAAACCCAAAUGUGUUCAUCAGAUUUUACACAUUUACACACGGAACCGUUCUGUCUGCUGCCUUUUAAACCAAAGCUUCACAUUAGUAUUUAGUAUUAUUAGGAUGUGUACUGUUAGUAUUAUUAUUAUUAUUAUUAUUAUUAUUAUUAUUAUUAUGUAUUUGUGGUGGUUGGUUUUCCUCCUGCUGUCUUGAAGUCUGUCUUACAGUCUAAACGGGGACCUUUAAGUGUCAUGUGAUUCUCUGAUCUGGUUCAUUCAGGGUUUAUCAAACGCAUCCCAUAAUAUUCAUCAUCCAAUCGUGUUUAGUCGUUGUCUAAUGAACUCUGAGGAUAGUUCUGAGUAGUUUGUCCAGAACUCAUGAUGCUUUAACUAAAUGUGAAGUCACACAACCUGUGUGUUUGUUGUUCUGACGUUUAGGGGACUGAGUCCACCAGUUCAGACCUGUGAAAAUGUGUCAACAAAUAAAAACAAA